CUUUGUCCCAAUCAGCGCACGCGUUAUAUUAUUGUUAUUUUAUGAAUGAUUUUAUUGGGGAUUUCUUAAACUUAUUCUUCUGUGGUUUGCUGGCCAAGAUCAAUUUUCUGAUUUUCAGAAUAUGAUCAUAACUGCAAAUUUCCAAAUUCAAAUUAUCAACGUUUAAUUACCUGUGAUUCCAUUUCUUGAUAGAUCUGCCGCCAUUUCUGAUCAACAAAAGUCAAAAAUGUUGAAGAUUGUGGUGGAUAAUUUGCAACAUCCAGACAUGGCAAUACGACGUAUCAGUAUUGAAGCUGUGCAACAAUUGAAUAUACUGACAGAGAAAGCUAUCGAAGGACUCGUGAUGUGCUUGGCAAACGGUUCUGAGGAAUUACAGCAAGAUGCCCUUGAUGCUUUGUCUAACUUGAUAGGUGUAAAAGACAAAAAAGGUCUUAAAAAUUUGUUUGUGAAAAUGAACAUCCUUUCACCAUCUCCAACUCCGGAGUCGAAAAUGCCCGUUUUGCGUGGAAUACAGUUAAUUUCAAGAGAAGACAUGUUAUCUUCCAAACUGAAAAUUUCCAAGGAAAAGCUGGAGAAAAGUAAUUAUAUAAAAAAAUGGUUGUCUACCAGUCUAGAUGACAUCAAUGGCGACGACAGCCAAUCUCUUCAACGAGAAAGCCGCAUUUCAAGUUUUAGAAAUUUGAAUCCAAUUCAGUCUCAAACACGUGUAUCGGUAGUUAAUUUGACGCUUCACAAAUCCUCCACACACUCUAUAUCGUCUUUGCAUGAUCUUCGAGGAGGGGAUAUGUUACCUCGCCUUGAUGAUAAACUAAAAUACAGACCCCCGAGCAGAAUGAGCGGCUGCAACUUGUUAUCAAGGCUUGGAUUCGAUGCUUUAGAUGUCUAUGACAUGCGCGCGACGAGAAUGGGCUCGAGAGCCGAAGAAAGGCCCUCGUUUGUGUUAAGGGGAUCCUCUUUUGUAAAGAUUGCCGUAAGUGACGAUCAAGACGAAAGUGAGCAAGUUGGUCAGAGUAAAACGUUAAAAUCAAUGAGACAAGCUGAUGGGAAUACGUCAAAACGAAACCAAACAAACCAAGAGAAAGUCGUUCUCCCAAGAAUUAUCGACGGAGUGAAGACAAGUAUAAGCAGCACAACGCGCAUUGCUGUUAAGCAAAAGAGUCAUGAUCGAGUGAAAGAUGAAAAAACUCAAGAUGUAUUGAAAUUACCUGACAUAGAACAACGAUCUGUACAUUGGAGGUCUACAUCCAGAGGAAAAGUUCAUAAGUUUAUGAAAUAUGACUCAAAAGUAAAAGGCAUCGACGAUCGAUCUUCCCAGAAUGCCCGGCAUCAUUUUGAAGCUACACUCAACAACGAAAGACGGAAAUCCUUACUUCGAGGAUUACAGCAGCGUCGUAUCGAAAGACAAUUACUUCUCGAAAAUCUUCAAGAAACCCCAGAACGUUUCCUGGUCUCAACGGCGUCAUCACUCUCGCGUGAUAAAACAGCUGAAUUCCGAUUGAUACCGAAGAUAAAAAUUCGUUGUACAAAGCGUGUUGGUACUAGCGAGCGCAAAAGAGCCAAGUUGGGCGAUGCAUGGCGCAGAGACAAGACAUUUGACGAAGUAUCUUCAGAUACGUCUGAAGAAGCUACGUCGAUAUCAAUCAAUGAUAGACUAUGCGCAAGCCAUUCACAAGCGCUAACAUCCGUACUUGAGGAACCCCGGAUGAUCACAAUGGAUAAAGAUUUUAAACUAAUUUACCCCCCAAAGGCACUGCGCUUAAAUAUUACACGUUUCCUUCUCCAUCAAAUGCGAUUUUUACGCGAAACGAUGACGUGAUUGGUGAGCGGUUAUUACAAAGUGUGUCUGUGGUCGACAAGAAAAACCUUGGUAAUAGAAAGAUGGAGGGCGAAACUUUGAGAGUUUUACCAGUGAAUCCAAAACUGACGAUCGAUACUGGAUGCCAUAAUGAAGGUCUAAGUCGCUAUGGAAUUCUCGAAGCAAUGUGGACCUCAGGGGGUAAUGAUGAUACACAGUGUACCCACAGAUGUUCAAUGAUG
Xenia sp. Carnegie-2017 is the source of this 2037-nucleotide messenger RNA. RefSeq lists its product as uncharacterized. The record is from RefSeq and is a predicted model, not a curated record. The transcript has 8 exons. Lineage: Eukaryota; Metazoa; Cnidaria; Anthozoa; Malacalcyonacea; Xeniidae. The coding region runs from base 227 to 1816 and encodes 529 amino acids.